Messenger RNA from Caenorhabditis sp. 36 PRJEB53466, 2505 nucleotides. NCBI's taxonomy places the organism in Eukaryota, Metazoa, Nematoda, Chromadorea, Rhabditida, Rhabditidae. The record is from the annotation of a GenBank genome assembly.
AUGCCUCUCCACAUUUUGUCUGUUCUAUUCAUAACAGUUUUAUUUUGCCGGUAAAUUUUCUAUCUUCUGCCGCCACACCCGCGCGAAAUAGCGUUGCGUGCUGGAGUGCGCAGACGCGCGAACACUUUUUUCGCUCCGAGUGUUGUUCUCUUCGACUCAUCUCUGUUUCGCUCCUUUUCUGCCGGACAAUCCGGACUCUUUCCGACUCUUCAGACGCUUUUCUCUCUAAACCGAUUGAUUUAUAAUUUCGUAGCGAGCUUGUGUGUCGAUUUUCCCUUAUCAAUCGUCCUCACAGCGUUUUAUCACAAUUUUCGUGUCAAUUUUCCACCGAAAAAUAUUAAUUGUGCUCAUUUCCAGGCCGAGUGAAGUCGACGCGAUGACUGCCGUCGAGAAACUCUCAAAGCUAAGAGCUCUGUUCAAAAGUGAGCGCGUGCUUGCUCUCACUGCCCAUAAGCCUCUGACGGCCUAUCUGCUUCCAAGCACCGAUGCUCAUCAGGUAUCCCUUUCUUUUCCGUUUUUCUCUCCGACCAAACCGUCUUUUCUUGUUUCCAGAGCGAGUAUCUGGCCGAUUAUGACUUCCGCGUCAAGUUUCUGUCCGGAUUCAGCGGCUCUAAUGCGUACGUGUGCGUGACUGGCGACAAGGCUCUGCUCUGGACGGACGGUCGCUACUUCACCCAAGCUGGAAACCAGCUUGACAACAAUCACUGGACUCUCAUGAAGCAGGGGCUUCCCGAAUCGAUAGCGGUCGUCGAUUGGCUCAUCCGAGAGUUGGAAAGCGGAUCGGUUGUGGGCGUCGAUCCCACUUUGGCCACCUUCGAAGGUGGAAUCAAAAUGUUCAAGAAACUAAAGUCCGCUGGACUCAUUCCUGUCGCAAUCCCGGGAAAUCUAAUCGAUGAGUUCUGGGUCAAUCGUCCAGCUCUCAAGGGAGGCCCGGCUUAUAUUCUGAAGGAACAUGAAAGCGGAAAAUCGACCGCCCAGAAGGUCGAAGAACUCCGUGAGAAGCUUCGCAUCAGAAAGUGCGUGGCGACUGUGAUCACUCUUCUCGACGAUAUCAUGUGUACGUAAUGUCCAUUUAAUAAGUCUCCUAACUGAUUCCUUCUCAGGGCUGCUGAACAUUCGUGGAAGCGACAUCCCUUUCAAUCCGCUCACUUACUCGUACCUGUUCAUCACUAUGAAAGAGAUCCACGUCUUUAUCGAUCCGAAGAAGCUAGAUGAUACCGGAAAAAGCCAUCUUCUGGAGUCGGGCGUGCACGCUCAUCCGUACGAGAAAGCUCACGAAUACAUAUCUUACUGGCUGAAUACGAUGGUUCAAUCCGGAGAGAACCGUCUUACGUUCUUGUCUUCCGACUGCAACUAUGCGAUAGGAUCCAUUUUCGGAGAGGACAACUCAGUCAGUGACACGUCACUCGUGCAGGUUCGUUCUAUAUUUUCCAUUCCCCAAAAAUGUCUGUUUCAAGAUCGCAAAGGCUACGAAGAACAACGUUGAGAUGCAAGGAAUGCGCGUCAGUCACCUCAGAGACAGCGCCGCGCUUGUCGAGUUUUUGUGCUGGAUGGAGAAGGAGUUGGAAAGUGGAAAGGUGCACACGGAGGUCGAGUUGGCCAACAAGAUAGACCACUUGCGAAGCCUGCAAGACCAAUAUGUCACUCUGAGGUCGGAGUUGUUCUCUGAUCCUCUUCAUAAUCUCUGUUUUCAGCUUCGAAACUAUUUCGGCUGUCGGCGAUCAUGCCGCUCUUCCGCACUACAAACCCGCAGGAAACGACGGAGAGAGAUUAGCUUCCGCGAACGACGUGUACUUGGUCGACUCUGGAGCCCAUUACAAGGACGGAACGACGGAUGUGACCAGAACGGUCUGGUACAAAGCAGCUCCGAGAGAGUUCGUAUUCCACAACACUCUUGUCCUCAAAGGACACAUCAAUUUGGCACGUGCCAACUUCCCGGAAGGAAUUGUCGGUUCCCGUUUAGACACUCUCACUAGACACGCCCUCUGGACGCUCGGACUGGAUUUCGAGCAUGGAACGGGACACGGAGUUGGCCAUUAUUUGAAUGUGCACGAGGGACCCAGUGAGUGAAUGGUAAAACUACUUUUUUUUGACUCGAGGUUUUUCAGUUGGAAUCGGACACCGCAGUUUGCCGACCGGAGGAGAGCUGCACCCUGGACAAGUGCUCACCAUCGAGCCGGGAUUCUACGCGAAAGGCCGCUACGGUAUUCGCAUUGAAAACUGCUACGAGACUGUUCCGACAACGGUCGCUUCCGGAGCGUCGAACUUUCUCACUUUUAAGGUAGUGUGUUUCAGCUUCCACUCACAUUCCUAUCGGUUUUACAGGCGCUCACUCUCGUCCCAAUCCAGACUUCGAUCGUGGACAAGAGCCUUCUGAGUCCCGAGGAAAUCGACUGGCUUAACAACUACCACGCCCGUGUCCGCGCGGAAGUUGGACCCACUCUGCAGAAGGCCGGAAAGGCGGAAGCGUACGCGUGGCUCGUGAACGCCUGCCAACCGAUCUAA